Molecule: messenger RNA, 1174 nt
Organism: Raphanus sativus (radish)
Lineage: Eukaryota; Viridiplantae; Streptophyta; Magnoliopsida; Brassicales; Brassicaceae
Exons: 1
Coding region: 249-1028 (259 amino acids)
Source: RefSeq, a predicted model, not a curated record
ACGUGAAAUUUAAAACGAAUCGUAAAAAGGUGUCGGCGUAUGCCUGUGAUUUCUUUAGGAGUUGCUAACUUUUUUCUCCAGGAUUUACAGGUUAAAGCAAAAAUGGUUAUAAAAAAUAUCUGUAUCAUUUUUAUAUAAAAAUCUUUUGGUGAAAGUUAGGCUAAUUAAGCAUAGCCAAUAAAUACCCAAAACUCUCACUUCACUGAUUAAACACCAAAACAAGACUACACCUCACACUGUCCUCUCUUAUGGGUUGUUGCGUCAGCUCCCUCACCACCGACCAGAAAGAUGAUCCCAUCUCCGGAAAGAACACAGCACCGCCUCCAUCCGUCAAUGAGGAAGAGACAGUAGUCAAAGAAGUCUUGUCCGAAACCACAUUGGUAACUGACGACACGACGUCGAACAAGAUUCCGGAAGACAAGGAGAAGAAACCCGGAGCCGUCAAGUUAGAUCCGGGCCCUGGUUUAACCGAGAACGGUUUGGUUGAACCGGAGAAAGGAUCGAAAGUUUCGGAAAUUUGCAGUUUGAGCGAGAGUCUGCUUUGUAUAGUGAACGAGUGCAAUGAGGAAGAAGCGAAACAGAGGAAGCUGCAUGGCGUGAGACAGAGAUCUCCGGCGAAAUCUAGGAACCGGGUCAUGGUUCAUAACUACCCGACCCGGAGAACCGAUAUGUCGCCACGUAAGAGAAACACAGAAGGAGGAGAAGGAGAAGAAGCUGGCUCGGUGAGGCUGGUGACUUCGGGUACGGGUCAGAGAGACCCGAAUGAAAGAUCCGGGAGGAGGAGGUCCAGGUCGCCGGCGAUGAAAAGGUCAGUCGUGAUGGGUCCCACUCGGGAUCAUUAUAGUAUUAGUACGGACAAUGGUGGAGCAAAUCUGUCUCCGGGUCGGGUGAGACCUGAUCCGAAUAAGAAUGGGUCGGAUCAUCAGCGGUGGCCGAGUUGCGGUGCGGCUGGAAGGAAUGACGUAUCUACAUCUACCGAGUCGUUCGAGAACCCUCUUGUUAUGUUAGAGUGUUUCAUCUUUGUUUGAGAAUUUUAUGAAAAAAGAUAUAUUCCAGGAGUUGGAACAGGUAGGUACGGUCAAGAGAAUUCAAGAGUGUUUCAUCUUUCUUUGAGAAUAAAUUGUAUUAAAAACUCCAUAUGUUUUCUUAAUACAUCUUAUUGACUAAGAGAGAA